Molecule: messenger RNA, 1733 nt
Organism: Phalaenopsis equestris
Lineage: Eukaryota; Viridiplantae; Streptophyta; Magnoliopsida; Asparagales; Orchidaceae
Exons: 5
Coding region: 33-1652 (539 amino acids)
Molecular function (GO): glycosyltransferase activity
Source: RefSeq, a predicted model, not a curated record
UAAAGGCUUAGUUUCAGCACAAAUUAUGCGUUAUGGGGUAUGAAAAGAAGCUUGCAGGAAGCUUCAGGCAAGCUGAGCCUCGAAAGCUCACUUAUGGAUUGCUUCUUGUUUGCUUCAUUGUUCUUCUAACAUAUCUUUCAAUCUCCCAGCCUUAUGAUGCCCUCCUCUCCUCCAUUAGUUUGAAGUUAUCAUCUACUGAUACAGUUCAGGAGUCUGAUUUGAAGAGCACAGAAGAAUUCAGCAAUGCUGAGAGCAAAACUGGUUGCAGUAAUGAUUCAAGCAGAUCAGAAUAUCUUUGCCAAAGUAAUGUGAUGCAGAGAAACUCAUCUUCUGCUGAUGUUAGGGUUGAUCUUCCCCAUCCAAUUGUAGAAGAUGAAGUAAAGGAGAUUUAUAAUAUUGCAUGCAAUACGGCAAUUACCAGCACGGAAUCCAAACUGAAGGCAAACGAGGGCAACAUCACUGAAUUAGAUGGAACCAUAAAAGAAGAACAAAUCAUAAGUCCUGAAAAAUGGAAAUCAAUGUGUGAUUAUUCCAACCGAAGAUCUAAUGUAUGUGAAUUAGCUGGCGACGUCCGAAUCCCCAUUAAUCAAUGGUCUGUAUUACUGGUCGUUGACUCCCAAUUCAAUGGCUCGCACAAAAUUCGGCCUUACGCCCGCAAAUCUGAUCUAACUGCAAUGUCCAACGUCGCUGAAAUCACAUUGAAACUCUCUCAAACUCAUCAAUCUCCUCUCUGUACUCACCGCCACCACUCCCCCGCCCUCAUGUUCUCCCUCGGUGGCUAUUCUGGCAACUACUUCCAUGCCUUCACAGACAUCUUCAUCCCACUCUUCCAGACCUCCUAUACCUUCCAUGGCAAAGUUCACUUGGUCGUAAGUGACGCUUAUGCACCGUGGAUCAACAAAUUUCUCCCUAUAUUUCAAAGACUCUCGGACUACGACAUUUUGAGCUUCAGUAAAGCUGAUAAUGGCUCAGUUCACUGCUUUCCUAAGGCAAUAGUUGGCCUUCAGAGCUACAAUGAUAUGAAGCUCAAGGACAAGGAGUCUACAGAUCAGUUCAUAGAGUUUUUGAGAAGAACUUAUUCGCUGGAGAGAAGUGGACCUCUUAAUACUGAAGAGCUUAGCGUGAAGAAGCCAAGACUUUUGGUUAUAGCUAGAAGACAUACGAGGAGGUUUGUGAAUGUUAAGGACAUUGUGAGGAUAGGAAAGAAGCAAGGGUUUGAGGUGGUGGUGGGAGAAGCUGAGGGGAAUGUGACAAGAUUUGCACGUGUGGUGAACACAUGUGAUGUGAUGAUGGGAGUGCAUGGUGCAGCACUCACUAAUUUUGUGUUUUUGCCGACGAAUGCUGUUCUUAUACAGGUGGUUCCAUGGGGGAAGUUGGAUUGGAUCACAAAGACUUACUUUAAAGAGCCUGCGAUCAACAUGAGGUUGAGAUACUUAGAGUAUCAGAUAGAGAAGGAGGAGAGCACUUUAAUGGAGACUUAUGGAAAAGAUGAUCCGGUUAUAAGGGAGCCGGAGAGUGUUCAUAAGCUGGGAUGGGAGAGGAUGAAGGAGAUAUAUUUGGAGAAACAAAAUGUGAGGCUUAACGUGACAAGAUUUAAGUGGGUUUUGGUUGAGGCAAUGAGGCUAUUGAGGGAAGAGAAAGGAGUACAGUAGGGGUGGUAAAGUAAAUGGAAAUUGUAUGUAGUUCUCAUUGAUAUUUUUGUUUUUUUUUAAAUUUUUUUCUAUAUCAUAUGU